AUGGAAGGCUUUGUCCUUAUUUCAGUUCUUGAAAGGAUUAUGUUUCAAGGUCAAUGCGGUUCGUGUUGGGCAUUCGCGACGGUUGCCUCUAUAGAAGCCGCAAAUGCAAUAAAAACCGGCCAGUUGACAAGGCUCAGCGAACAGGAGAUGGUCGACUGCGACACGCAGAACAAUGGUUGUCACGGUGGAUAUCGGCCACAUGCCAUGAGCUUCGUCCAGCAGAAUGGCUUGAUGAAGGAGGAGCAAUACCCUUACGUUGGAACUGAUCAUAACACCUGCCUUCUUAAGCGGGAUAAGAUGUUGAGAAGGAAACUUCAGGAGCGAGUUUUCAUCCAAAGCUAUCGUAUGCUCUCAACCAAUGAAGAAGUGAUUGCUGAUUGGAUUGCAGCCAACGGUCCCGUCACCUUCGGUCUGUUCCUUGUCAAAUUCAAUAUUGACUUUGAGCGCAAAUGGUUGCAUCCGCACUAG
Messenger RNA from Cooperia oncophora, 468 nucleotides. NCBI's taxonomy places the organism in Eukaryota, Metazoa, Nematoda, Chromadorea, Rhabditida, Trichostrongylidae. The record is from the annotation of a GenBank genome assembly.